AUGGCAUCUGCAAUCUUUCAAACCAAUCGUACGGCUCUAAUCACUGGUGGUGCUUCCGGUGUCGGCUUUGCUUUUGCUCAGCUGUGCCAGAAGUAUGGUAUGAAUGUUGCUCUCGUGGAUAAGUCUACCGAGGCACUUGGAAAGGCCAAGGAGAUCUUGACGGGAACUGCGAGAAAUACGCAAAAGACCGAAGACGUCUCCGAACUCACACAAUGGCGAUCCCUGAAGUCCGAAGUCGAAGCCAAAUUCGGCAACAUCGACCUCCUCCUCCUCAACGCCGGUGCAUCCUUCAAACCCACCCAAGGUUUCGGCUCCCUCUCCACCUGGCUAGACCCCUCCUACCACCACAAAACCUACGACACAAAUGUCUUUGGCGUGCUCAAUGGCAUCGCGGCCUUCCUACCCCUUCUCCAGAACAAAGAUACGCCUUCUGCUAUUGUGAUUACGGGAAGCAAACAGGGGAUUACCAAUCCACCUGGUGGAGGCAAUCCCGCAUACAAUGCCAGUAAAGCCACACUCAAACAUUUGGCUGAGCAUUUGUCGCAUGAUUUACGCAAUAACAGUCCUCAGAUCUCUACGCAUUUGCUUAUUCCUGGAUGGACGUAUACUGGGUUCUCUGGCAAUGUCGGUCCUAUCCCUGAUGAGAAGGCCAAGCAGAAGAAACCAGAGGGUGCGUGGUUGGGUAGCCAGGUUGCCGAAUAUGGUGUCAAGAAGAUGUGUGAAGGACAAUUUUACAUUGUCUGCCCUGAUGAUGAUGUUGAUGAGGCUUUGGACAAGGCGAGGAUGGCGUAUGCGGCUAAUGAUGUUGUGGAGGAGAGACCUGCGUUGUCGAGGUGGCAUGAGGAGUACAAGGACAGUGCCGCUGAGUGGAUCAAGAAUGAGGCAGAGAGGAGAAAGGCGUAG
This is a messenger RNA of Aureobasidium pullulans EXF-150, 903 nucleotides long. Its product is annotated as short chain dehydrogenase/reductase. Gene Ontology annotation, molecular function: oxidoreductase activity, acting on NAD(P)H, oxygen as acceptor. NCBI's taxonomy places the organism in Eukaryota, Fungi, Ascomycota, Dothideomycetes, Dothideales, Saccotheciaceae. The transcript is spliced from 2 exons. The coding region runs from base 1 to 903 and encodes 300 amino acids. Gene Ontology annotation, cellular component: intracellular anatomical structure. The record is from RefSeq and is a predicted model, not a curated record.